CCUGUAUUUGCGAGCACAGUCUCCCCAGUAUGACAUGGCAGGCAAGCACCGUGCUCGCCCAGCACACCACCAUAGUCGACGUAUAUAAGACGUCCAGCCGGACUUUGUAUCCGACAGCAGCACACCACCCCGGCAGCAGUCAGGACAGUCUCUCACUACAACCUCCCCGUCUUUCAAUUACCAGUCCUUUUCCCCGGUAACGACAACGCCGAUGACCAUGGCCACCGCCAACAGCAAGCUCUUCGCGCCCAUCAAGAUCGGUGCCUCCGACCUGGAGCACCGUCUGGUGAUGGCACCGCUCACGCGCUUCCGCGCCACGGACGAACACGUCCCGACGGAGCUGAUGGCGCAGUACUACGCUCAGCGCGCGAUUGUGCCGGGCACUCUCAUCCUCUCCGAGGCGUCCUUCGUGUCUGCCCGCGCCGGCGGCUACGCCAACAUCCCCGGUCUCUGGAGCGACGAGCAGCUCUCGCAGUGGAAGAAGAUCACCGACGCCGUCCACGCCAAGGGCUCCAAGAUCUGGGUGCAGCUGUGGGGCCUGGGCCGCGCGGCGUGGCCCGACCCGGUCGGCUCGGGUGGAGCCGUCAAGAACGAGGAGUUCGACUUUAAGAACGGCUUCGUGAGCGCGAGCGAUGUGCCCAUGGCCGAGGGCCUGCCGACGCCGAGGGCCCUGUCUGAGGAGGAGAUCUGGGGCUUCGUGAACGACUACGCCACUGCGGCUAAGGGGGCGGUUGAGAAGGGCGGCUUUGACGGUGUUGAGAUCCACGGUGCUCAUGGUUACCUCAUCGACCAGUUCACUCAGGACGUCUCCAACAAGCGCACCGACGCCUGGGGCGGCAGCAUCGAGAAGCGGUCGCGCUUCGCCAUCGAGGUCUCGAAGGCGGUCGUCAACGCCGUGGGUGCCGACCGCGUGGGCAUCCGUCUGAGCCCGUGGUCCAACUUCCAGGGCAUGCGGAUGGCAGAGCCGAUCCCGCAGUUCGCGUACCUGAUCACGCAGCUGCGCGAGCAGAAGCUGGCGUUCCUGCACCUGGUGGAGCCGCGUGUGGCAGGCGUCAUCGACCGCGACCCGCAGGGCGAGAGCCUGGACUUCGCGCUGCAGGCGUGGGGCAAGGAGCGGCCGGUGCUGAUUGCGGGCGGCUUCAAGCCCGCGGGCGCGUACGAGGCUGUCGAGGACAAGUACCGCGACUACGAGGCCGCGAUUGUGUUUGGCCGCUUCUUCAUCUCGAACCCGGACCUCGUGUACCGCGUUAAGAAGGGCAUUGAGCUCGCGCCGUAUGACCGCACGACGUUCUACAAGCAGAAGCACAUGCAGGCCGAGCCGGGCUAUGUGGAUUACCCCUUCUCGAAGGAGUUUGUUGAGGAGUUUGGCAAGCCUGCCGAGGCGGCUUAG
This is a messenger RNA of Aplosporella prunicola CBS 121167, 1390 nucleotides long. RefSeq lists its product as uncharacterized. Gene Ontology annotation, molecular function: NADPH dehydrogenase activity; FMN binding. The coding region runs from base 212 to 1390 and encodes 392 amino acids. NCBI's taxonomy places the organism in Eukaryota, Fungi, Ascomycota, Dothideomycetes, Botryosphaeriales, Aplosporellaceae. The transcript has 2 exons. The record is from RefSeq and is a predicted model, not a curated record.